This is a messenger RNA of Saxophila tyrrhenica, 414 nucleotides long. RefSeq lists its product as uncharacterized. The record is from RefSeq and is a predicted model, not a curated record. Lineage: Eukaryota; Fungi; Ascomycota; Dothideomycetes; Mycosphaerellales; Extremaceae. Gene Ontology annotation, cellular component: endomembrane system; membrane; endoplasmic reticulum. The transcript has 3 exons. Bases 1 to 414 code for a protein of 137 amino acids.
AUGCCAUUCGAACCAAAGCACAAGGUCGAGCUCGACCCGCCAAAAGACGAUGUCAUAAGCCAGGAUUAUCUCUCAAAGUGCGAUGGUUCGAACGCUGAGUACCCAACUUACGUUGCGAUUAAGGUGUGCCACGAUAUACCUGAUUGUCAGCCUGCUGGAAUACUGACCGAGGGCAAGGGCACGGUUUUCGACGUGAGUGGCAACAAGUCGUAUGGUCCUGAAGGAGGAUACAAGGUCUUCGCUGGCAAAGAUGCUUCGAGAGCGCUGGCUCAGUCCUCCUUGAAGCCAGAGGAUUGUCGGCCAGAUUGGCAAGACCUCGAUGACACCUCCAAGAAGACGCUCAACGACUGGUACACCUAUUUCAGCAAACGGUACAACAUCAAGGGCAAAGUCGAAGGUGCUACGAAUACAUAG